Molecule: messenger RNA, 2562 nt
Organism: Fundulus heteroclitus (mummichog)
Lineage: Eukaryota; Metazoa; Chordata; Actinopteri; Cyprinodontiformes; Fundulidae
Gene: sclt1
Product: sodium channel and clathrin linker 1
Exons: 21
Coding region: 320-2380 (686 amino acids)
Biological process (GO): clustering of voltage-gated sodium channels; cilium assembly
Cellular component (GO): centriole
Source: RefSeq, a predicted model, not a curated record
AAGUAAAACCCGUUUUUUAUUGUUGUUGUUUCAUUGUAUAAAAAAAGCCACACACGCUGUAGAGGUGUAAUGGGUCUCAGAUGUUUUCUCAGGAGAUGGUUUAGCAAUCAGAGACGCUAGCUGGGGUUGCUUCGCUGCUGUAGCUAGCAGCAAAAGAUUCCCAGAAGUAGCAACUGAAAGUAGCUCUCAGAGAGACGACUAGCUUUUUACAUCCAUUUGCUCUUUCGACGGGCAAUGUAGGAUUGCAAAGCCCCUUUCAUUUGUGUUAUUCGUUGCAUCAGUGCCGCCAUAUUUACCUUUGUUUACAUUCUCAGUCAGCAUGGAUGCGGAGAUGGAUUUUUUGCGAGAUCAAGUCCACAGGUUAAAUUCUGCUCUUAGCCGGUAUCAGCAGGGGGCCACACCAUCUCAGCUGGAUGAGGCACGGCCGGCAGAGUCUCCUCCACCCUGGCUGUCAGACAGAGGGAUAAUGGCUCCUCUCAUAGCAGAGUACGACCGGCACAUGGACGAAAUGAAUGAACAACUUCAGAAAUACCAGGAGAUGAUGACCGAUGUCAGAUUGAAGCUGGAAAAGGUUGUGGAGGAAAAUGAAAGGUUGCACACAGAGCUGAGGGAGUGCGUCGAGAAGCAGCUUCACACCCUGCCUGUCACCUCCAUUGCAGAGGGCAGCGCAGUGGAAGACGCCGCCAUCGUUAAAAACCUGCAGGAACAAGUUCAGCUGUCUGAGCAGGAGCGGACGCAGGCCAUGGAGCUGUGGCAGACGACGGCCCAGGAGCUGGACCGCCUACAGCAAGUCUACCAGAGGAGCAUCUCUGACGGGCGGCUUCACGAUGCCAAGAGACAGCAGCUCAAGGAUCAGCUCGUUCAGUUCCAGCAGCACUCUCACAAACUCCAAGCGGCCAAUCAGAAACUGGAAUCGACGAACCAGCAGCUCCUGAAGACGGUCACAGAGCAGGGCGCAGAAAUGGAGGAGCUGCACUGCCAGCUCAGACAGUCUAAGGCUGAACUGAGGACGGCCACAGCCAAAGUGGAUGAGAUGACCAAAUUCUUGCAGAAUCUCCAGGAACAGAUGCAAAGAAGAGAGGAAGACGUGGCCGAAGCUCAGGACAGAGGGGACACGGCAGACAGACGACUCCAGCAGCUUCAGACAGCCCUGAGCCAACUAGAAACGCGGCUAAAGGCUGCAUCUCAGGAGGCUGAGGCAGUUCGCAGAGAGCAAGCUGUGUGGGAGAGAAAGGUGGGGGAACUCCAGGCGCGUUGCACCACCCUAGAAGAGGAGAAGUACGAGGCUCUGUCUAAAGUCAGAGAGAAUGUUCAAGUGGCUGAAGAGGCUGUGUUGCAGAAGGAGCAGUCCCUUCUUAGAGAGAAACAGAAGACAGAGGAGCUAGAAAAGACAAGGCAUGCCAUCAAACACUUGAUCCAGGAGGCUGCAGUCCGAACUAGGAAAGAGGUGGAAAAUGUGCGCAAGCAGUGCAACCUCCAAAUCCACCGUAUGGCAGAGGAGCUGUCUGCACUGCAGCUGGAGUGUGCAGAUAAAGAGUCUCAGAUUGAAAGGUCCCAGCGUGAGAGAAAAGCUGUAGAAGAAGAACUGGAGAAGGUACUUGGCAGGGCUACAGUGUAUAGGGAAGGCAGGGCAGAGCCCGAGUUCAGGAAGAUCGAGGCCCUUCAUCAGAGGUGUCUAAAUGCAGAGAGGCAGAAGGACGACAUAAACCUCACUCUCCAAAGCACUCAGAGCAAGCUGAAAAAGAUGGAGAUGGACUACGGCGAGGAACUGUCUCGGUGCCAGGAGGAGGUGCGGCGGCUGCAGGGCUUACUGACUGCCGCCCGGGACGACUGCGUCGGCGUCAGCGAGGAGCGGCUUCAGCUGGUGCAGGAGAACACGCAGCUGCGCAAGGAGAUGGAUGAGCUGCGCAAGGCUAGCAUGCAGAUCCAAAGAAACGCCAAGCAGAAGGUCUCACAGAUGGAGCAAGCGUGCAGCCUCAAAGAGCAAGGACUCGACGCGCGGGUGAGGGAGCUGGAGGAAAGGAGCCGCAGCUCCACCGCCGAUCUGACACGCCUCCUUGCUGCAUCGCAGAAAAGCACUCAACGAUGGAAGGAAGAGGCAAAGAACCUAGUGCAGGCCUUUGAAACUAAAAUCACAGCUCUCAAGGCAGAACUGAAACGGCAGAAACAGCGCUCGCUUGAAUUGGAGAUACAGCUCGAAACGGACCAUAACACAAUAGCUGAGUAUGAGAAACAGCUUGCAGAAUAUCAGGAGAAGACAAGUCGUCUCCAGAGAAGACUGACACAAGCUGAGCAGAAGGCAACUACAGCUUCGCAUCAGCUGAACAUGUUGGCAUCACAGCGCAGGAAACCUGCGACAGUGGAUCCAGGGGCUCUAUGACAAAUGGCCAUAACUUAGGAGGAAAAAGAAAUAAUACAACAGCCAAAUGUUUUAAAAACCUUUUUAUUAGGUUCACAUAAUUUGGAAUCUUGCAACAUUCCCUGACAAAUUUGAUUAUCUUCUGUAAAUGAAUUGUAUGUAUUUUAAUAGAUGAAUUGAUCAAUAAAAAGUGGGGAAACCAG